AUGGCAGCAAGACGCAGAGUGAAGGGAGAAGCUGCGGGAAAGGCAGAACCCCCUGGCCAUGCCCCUAGUGACCCAGCUCUUCCAACCAGUGCCCCCUCUGACAACACAUCCAGCCAUAAACUCCUGGUGGGGAAGUGGAAGGUGGUAGGUAACGUGGGGGAGGAGGACCUGACCCAAGGUUCUUCCUAUCCUGGCAGGAUCCGGCCCCAGCUGUCGAAGGAGAAGAUUGAGGGCUGUCACAUCUGUACCUCUGUCACCCCAGGGGAGCCCCAAGUCCUGCUGGGGAAGGAUAAGGCCUUCACCUAUGACUUUGUUUUCGACUUGGACACAUGGCAGGAACAGAUCUAUACAACCUGCGUGAGCAAGCUCAUUGAGGGCUGCUUCGAGGGCUACAAUGCCACAGUGCUGGCCUACGGGCAGACGGGGGCUGGGAAGACGUACACUAUGGGCACUGGCUUUGACAUGGCGACCUCGGAGGAGGAGCAAGGCAUCAUUCCGAGAGCCAUUGCACAUCUCUUCAGGGGCAUCGCUGAGCGCAAGCAGCGGGCACAGGAGCAGGGUGUAGCUGGGCCAGAGUUCAAAGUCAGCGCUCAGUUCUUGGAGCUCUACAACGAGGAGAUCCUUGACCUGUUCGAUAGCACGCGUGACACUGACACCCGCCACCGCAGGUCCAACAUCAAGAUCCACGAGGACGCCAACGGUGGCAUCUGCACCACAGGCGUCACUGCUCGUCUCAUCCACUCGCAGGAGGAGCUGAUCCAGUGCCUGAAGCAGGGCGCCCUGUCGCGCACCACGGCCAGCACCCAAAUGAACGUGCAGAGCUCCCGCUCCCACGCCAUCUUCACCAUCCACCUGUGCCAGAUGCGCCUGUGUGCCCAGCCCAACCUGGUGAAUGAGGCGGUGACCGGCCUUCCAGAGGGUGCAGCUCCUCCAAGCGAGUAUGAGACUCUCACAGCCAAGUUUCACUUUGUGGACCUGGCUGGCUCAGAACGCUUGAAGCGGACAGGGGCCACUGGCGAGCGGGCCAAGGAGGGCAUCUCCAUCAACUGUGGCCUGCUGGCCUUGGGCAAUGUCAUCAGCGCCCUGGGGGACCAGAGCAAGAAGGUGGUGCACGUGCCCUACAGGGACUCCAAGCUCACUAGGCUCCUCCAGGACUCUCUGGGGGGCAACAGCCAGACCAUCAUGAUCGCCUGUGUGAGCCCCUCGGAUCGGGACUUCAUGGAGACGCUCAAUACACUCAAAUAUGCCAAUCGGACUCGCAACAUCAAGAACAAGGUAGUGGUGAACCAGGACAAGACCAGCCAGCAGAUCAGCGCGCUGAGGGCCGAGAUUGCGCGCCUGCAGAUGGAGCUGAUGGAGUACAAGGCGGGCAAGCGGGUGAUCGGGGAGGACGGAGCCGAGGGCUACAGCGACCUGUACCGGGAGAACGCCAUGCUGCAGAAGGAGAACGGGGCGCUGCGGCUGCGGGUGAAGGCCAUGCAGGAGGCCAUCGACGCCAUCAACAGCCGCGUCACCCAUCUCAUGAGCCAGGAGGCCAACCUGCUUCUGGCCAAGGCUGGUGAUGGCAAUGAGGCCAUCGGGGCUCUGAUCCAGAACUACAUCCGGGAGAUCGAGGAGCUGCGGACAAAGCUCCUGGAGAGCGAAGCCAUGAAUGAGUCCCUCCGGCGCAGCCUGUCCCGGGCCUCCGCUCGGAGCCCCUACUCCCUGGGAACCUCUCCGGCUGGCCCAGCCUUUGGGGGCAGCCCGGUCAGUUCCAUGGAGGAUGCUUCUGAGGUGAUCCGCAGGGCCAGGCAGGACCUGGAGCGGCUAAAGAAGAAGGAGGUCAGGCAGCGCAGGAAGAGCCCAGAGAAGGAAGCCUUCAAAAAGAGAGCCAAACUCCAACAGGAAAACAGCGAGGAGACUGACGAGAACGAGGCUGAGGAGGAGGAGGAGGAGCGAGAUGAGAGUGGCUGCGAGGAGGAGGAAGGACGUGAGGAUGAAGACGAGGACUCGGGCAGUGAGGAGAGCCUGGUAGACUCGGACUCCGACCCGGAGGAGAAGGAGGUGAACUUCCAGGCGGACCUGGCCGACCUGACCUGUGAGAUUGAGAUCAAGCAAAAGCUGAUCGACGAGCUAGAGAACAGCCAGCGGCGGCUGCAGACCCUCAAGCACCAGUACGAGGAGAAGCUGAUCCUGCUGCAGAACAAGAUCCGCGACACGCAGCUGGAGCGCGACCGUGUGCUGCACAACCUCAGCACCAUGGAAUGCUACACGGAGGAGAAGGCCAACAAGAUCAAGGCAGAUUAUGAGAAGAGGCUGCGGGAGAUGAACCGGGACCUGCAGAAGCUACAGGCCGCGCAGAAGGAACACGCCCGGCUGCUCAAGAACCAGUCACGUUAUGAGAGGGAGCUGAAGAAGCUGCAGGCUGAGGUGGCUGAGAUGAAGAAGGCCAAGGUGGCCCUGAUGAAGCAGAUGCGGGAGGAACAGCAGCGGCGGCGGCUGGUGGAGACCAAGAGGAACCGAGAGAUCGCUCAGCUCAAGAAGGAGCAGCGGCGACAGGAGUUUCAGAUCCGGGCCCUGGAGUCCCAGAAACGGCAGCAGGAGAUUGUCCUGAGGAGGAAAACCCAGGAGGUGUCUGCACUGCGGCGCCUGGCCAAGCCCAUGUCUGAGCGGGUGGCAGGGCGUGCAGGACUGAAGCCACCUAUGCUGGAUUCGGGGGCUGAGGUAUCGGCCAGCACCACUUCAUCUGAGGCUGAGUCGGGGUCCCGCUCCGUCUCCAGCAUCGUGCGCCAAUGGAACCGCAAAGUCAACCACUUCCUGGGGGACCACCCAACCAACACUGUCAAUGGCACCCGCCCGGCCAGAAGGAAGUUCCAGAAGAAAGGGGCCAGCCAGAGCUUCAGCAAGGCAGCAAGGCUCAAGUGGCAGUCCCUGGAGAGGAGGAUCAUCGACAUUGUCAUGCAGAGGAUGACCAUUGUCAACCUGGAGGCCGACAUGGAGCGGCUCAUCAAGAAAAGGGAGGAGCUGUUCCUCCUGCAGGAGGCGCUGCGGAGGAAGCGUGAGCGGCUGCAGGCUGAGAGCCCAGAGGAGGAGAAGGGGCUGCAGGAGCUGGCCGAGGAGAUGGAGGUGCUGGCGGCCAACAUCGACUACAUCAAUGAUAGCAUCACGGACUGCCAGGCCACCAUCGUGCAGCUGGAGGAGACCAAGGAAGAGCUGGACUCCACAGACACCUCGGUGGUCAUCAGCUCCUGUUCUCUGGCCGAAGCCCGCCUCCUGCUGGACAACUUCCUCAAGGCGUCCAUCGACAAGGGGCUGCAGGUAGCCCAGAAGGAGGCCCAGAUCCGGCUCCUGGAGGGACGACUGAGGCAGACAGACAUGGUGGGAUCCUCCCAGAACCAUCUGCUCCUGGAUGCUCUGCGGGAGAAGGCAGAGACGCACCCCGAGCUGCAGGCCCUCAUCUACAAUGUACAGCAGGAGAAUGGCUACGCCAGCACCGACGAGGAGGUUUCCGAGUUCUCUGAGGGCAGCUUCUCCCAGUCUUUCACCAUGAAAGGCUCCACCAGCCACGAUGACUUCAAGUUCAAGGGGGAGCCCAAGCUGUCUGCUCAGAUGAAGGCUGUGUCGGCCGAGUGCCUGGGACCCCCACUGGACAUCUCCACCAAGAACAUCACCAAGUCCCUGGCCUCCCUUGUCGAGAUCAAAGAAGAUGGGGUGGGCUUUUCCAUCCGUGACCCCUACUACCGGGACAAGGUGUCACGCACUGUCAGCCUGCCCACCCGGGGCAGCACUUUCCCUCGGCAGUCUCGAGGCUCGGAGACUUCCCCUUUGACCCGGAGGAAGUCAUAUGACCGAGGGCAGCCUAUCAGGUCCGCAGACGUGGGAUUCACGCCUCCCUCAUCCCCUCCCACCCGGCCUCGCAACGACCGCAAUGUCUUCUCUCGCCUUACCAGUAAUCAGAGCCAGGGCUCGGCGCUGGACAAGUCUGAUGACAGCGACUCCUCUUUGUCGGAGGUCCUGAGGGGCAUCAUCACCCCGGUUGGCGGAGCGAAGGGUGCGCGGACAGCCCCACUGCAAUGCGUCUCUGUGGCCGAGGGCCACACCAAGCCCAUCCUCUGCCUGGAUGCCACGGACGAGUUGCUUUUCACAGGGUCCAAAGACCGCAGCUGUAAGAUGUGGAACUUGGUCACUGGCCAGGAGAUCGCAGCCCUCAAGGGCCACCCCAACAAUGUGGUCUCCAUCAAGUACUGCAGCCACUCAGGGCUUGUUUUCUCCGUGUCCACCUCCUACAUCAAGGUGUGGGACAUCCGGGACUCGGCCAAGUGCAUUCGGACCCUCACGUCCUCAGGCCAGGUGAUCUCAGGCGACGCCUGUGCUGCCACGUCCACACGUGCCAUCACCAGUGCCCAGGGGGAGCACCAGAUCAACCAGAUGGCCCUCAGCCCUUCGGGCACCAUGCUUUAUGUUGCCGCAGGCAAUGCUGUCCGCAUCUGGGAGCUCAGCAGGUUCCAGCCCAUCGGCAAGCUGACUGGCCACAUUGGCCCUGUGAUGUGCCUGACGGUCACCCAGACUGCCAACCAGCAGGACCUCGUGGUGACCGGCUCUAAGGACCACUACGUUAAGAUGUUCCAGCUGGGGGAUUGUGUGACGGGCACCAUCGGCCCCACCCACAACUUUGAGCCCCCACACUACGAUGGCAUCGAGUGCCUGGCCAUCCAGGGAGACAUCCUGUUCAGUGGCUCCCGGGACAACGGCAUCAAAAAGUGGGACCUGGAGCAGCAGGAGCUCGUCCAGCAAAUCCCCAAUGCACACAAGGACUGGGUGUGUGCCCUGGCCUUUGUCCCGGGCCGCCCCAUGCUGCUGAGCGCCUGCCGCGCGGGCGUCAUCAAGGUCUGGAACGUAGACAACUUCACACCCAUCGGGGAGAUCAAGGGCCACGACAGCCCUAUCAACGCCAUCUGCACCAACUCCAAGCACAUCUUCACAGCCUCCAGUGACUGCCGUGUAAAGUUGUGGAGUUACGUCCCGGGACUCACCCCCUGCCUUCCUCGCCGAGUCCUGGCCAUAAAGGGCCGCGCCACCACCUGCCCUGACCCUCCCCACUGUCCCCCACCUCCUCUCUCGCUCUUCCCCUCUUUCCUCUUCCCUGUCUUUCCCCUCUUCGAUCUGAGCUGCUUCUUGACGUGACCUGACGGUGAAGUUCUGGGGCAUACGGCGGUUACCGGAGACCCACCCUCGGCGUUAGGUCAGAGGGACCCCGGACCCUCCACCCCAGCAGCCUGCGUGACAUGCAACGGAACCUGUGGCCAACCGGAUGGGCAGCUGCACGGGGACAGAGGGUGUGGCCCCUCUCCUCCGCUUCCUCUCCCUGGACUUCCUACGGUACCCUGCUCCCUCUAUCCCUCCCCUGCCUCUUGGGAGCCUCCUGGUGAGAGAGAGGUUGGGGAGGAGUUAAGCUGUGAAGCCAAAGGCAUUAUCCCCUCCUCUCUCUCCCCAGCCACUGCCUGGCCUCCCCCCAGCCGGCCAGUGUUUCCUGCUCAGCCGGCUGCCCUGUCCUCCUCACUGUUGUCCCAGGCUGGGACCCUAUAGGAAGGCAAAGUAGCCCUAGCUCCAUGGUGCCCCUCUGAUGACCCAGCCUCCCCCAUGUCCCCGGCCCAACUUCUGGAGCCACUGCAUCUGCCUCUGACCCUACAAGGUAGUCCUCAGGUAACCAUGGAGAUCAGGUGUAGGCAGCUGACCCCGAACCCUGUGUCCACCAACGGCUAAUUCCAGUGGGUCCCAGCCAUUGAUGGGUGGCCCUUUCUGACAGGGCCAUGGAGGAGCUAUUAGAAAGACCCCCCCUUGGCGAGAUGGUCAGGAAUUCUUCAGUUAUUUAUUAUUAUCACUUUUUCCUGUUGCCUCCUGGAAAGUGACUUGAAGUUUCUUCCCACAGACUCUGUCCCUCAGCUGUUAGGGGUCUGCCCCCAUGGCGCUCAGGGCCACCUCCUCUGUUUGCUUUGCCCUGCAGAGGAGGGAAAUACCUGCUUCCACACUUUGCAGCUCCAGCCUAGCCCUGACUCUGCCCCUGGGGAUCCUGCUCAUGCACCCCAGCCAACUCGGCCACUAAUGCUUCAGUGCCUUCCUCAGCCCAGGCCUGGCCCCCUGCUGGGCAGCCUUACACCAGCCAUGCCCGCAGUGCCACUUGUGUCUUCUCCCGGGAUCUCAUGCCCUCUGCCCCUGGAAGAUGGGGGAGCUCCCCCACAGCCCGGGGCCAGGGAGCCCCAUCCCCCAGAGUCUAGUGGUCACUUAGAAAGCAGCUUAGUGGACUGUCUGCUAGGCGUCUUGGGUCAACCAUGUUUUCAUCCUCAAGUGGGAUAGGGAGUCUCGUCAGCUUUUUUCUCAUGGUUAUUUGAGAGACACAUUUUCAAGCCUUAAACCCAGCAUAGUACAAAAUCCUUUUAGAUUAGCGGUGAGGAAACGUGUCUGUUAGUGGAGCCUCCUUUCCCCUGGGGCUAUGGCCUCAGAGCUCCAAGCAUGGGCUAAAUCUGUGUUUAGGCGCCCCCUGUUGGAACAACUCUGGAUUUACAGGCAUUGGUCUCGGGAGGGGCCCCUCCCUCCCUCACCCAAGGCUUCCCCCCAAGCCUGUCCGCAAUCUUUUUCCACACUGGUCUUGUGCUUCUCAGCCUCAGUCUGGAAGCCAGGAAUCCCCACUGUGCUGAGAGGACAUAGUGACUCUCAGACUUUCCAGCAGUGGCAUUGUCUCUGUCCUCGGCUCCUGUAUAUGUAGCCCUCGGAGCCUCCCCAGCGUGGGAAGGUCAGGCCCCAGUGAAGGCUGUGUGGAGCCUGUUCCCUCCUUGGAGCUGCCUCGGAGGCUGAAGAGGACCUCCUGCCUGUGUGUGGCCCCUGCUGGUCGUGACGUGAGGUCUGGUGAGCCAAUGUUGGGACAACCCUCCUCGAGUACUGGUCUUCUGGAACACUCCGGAAUGGUCUCUCUGCACUGACUAUAAACCCUUCUUCCUCUGGCCACCUGAGAGUUGUUAGGCAACUCCCUCAGAGCACGGAAGUGACCAUCAGGCUCCUUUCCUGACUCAUCCAGCCCUUCUCACCUGAACAGAAGGCUUUUUCCUUGCAUCCUGUAAGAAUGACCCAUCUGCAUGACUGUUUACAAACUACAGAAAUACCUGAGACUUGCGUCCCCCCACCCCACCCCAUGGGCUGGGUCACUGUACUGUAGCUUCAAGGUCUGUUCUUGCACAAGGUGUGGUCCUACGGCCUCGAGAGGUGCUCACCAUCCUUGCCCACUGUCUGCUGUCUCAUGGGUCACUACCUCACAGCAGGGCUGGCUUCCCUGUCCCAGCAAGUGUCACUGACUCAAAACUUGAAGUCCUUUGGGACCCCUGAGCCUGUCAUCCCGAGCUGCUCUAAGCUGUGCUGUAGGAGCACUGGGGUCUCCGCCCACCCUGCAUCCUGCACAAGCAUCUUGCAUGUCAGAAGCACAAGCAAACCAGUUGCCAUCUGAGCACAGUGGCGGGGCUCUCAGCAGGCAGUGAGGACAGACUGGGACCCAGGAGCCUCCUCAAAGGUUGGCCAGGUCCCAAGUUAGACAGGGCUGCCAUUCUCAGGGUAGGAAACCACCCUUGCUCAGAGCAGGGCUCUCCGAAUCCUGGGGCUCUUCAUGUUACCAGAGCCCCACCCUGAGGCUCGAGGCCCAGGUCACAUCUGUAUGCCGUGGGCCCUGGGAGCAGAGCACACCGAGACCACACUCGCAUCCCCCAGUGCCUGAACACAGGCUGACUGAUACGACCCCCGGAGCCCGUGUGGACUCACUGUCUCCUGAGCCAGGCCCUGUCCCUGCUUUUGGAGCCGACUGGCUUCCACUGCCCUCUGGCCUCUCAACGUGGUCCUAUAACAGGGCUUCCUUCUCAGUAUUAGCCAGCUCAGUGUUUGCUUUCAGUCCAGUGACUGCUCCCUGAGGCUGCACUGGGAGCCACCUCUGCAGACUGCUGGGGAGGAGAGGGGUGAAGGCUGCAGGGCCAGGCCUUGAGGUGGUCAGGUCGCCACCACUAGGCAGAGAGAGAGCUGUGGAGAUGAGAGCGGCCUCCCACCCACCCUCGGCCCACCUGACGCCUUGGAAACGCUCCUUGCCCUCCCUUGUCCAGCCCUGCUGCCCGCCUGGGGCUAUGUGCCCUUGGCCACAGGGCAGCUUAAAGCACAAAACCACUGCAGUGAAGCUACUAAGUCGCUUGGACUUUCGAGUGCCACCUACAAGGGGGAGACAGUGGGCAGCUGCUGUGAAGUCGGGGGACACAGUGUCCCUUUGUCCUGCCUUCUCUUAACUCUCAGAAGCCACCCCACUGGGGGCUGGGCUGGGCACAGGUACACCCCCUGGCUGUUCAGACCCUGCCCCGGCCUGGUAUGUUUGUGGGCAGGGCCCGCCUGGCAGGAGCAGUGAAUUCCUUUCCAUUGCAAAGCCCAAACUUGUGGCAUUGUUCCUUUGCCAUCUCAAACAGGAAAUCGCUUGCUGCUUGCCUUGCUGGGCACGGACUCCUCGUGCUCGAUGGCCAGUACCCCCACAGGCCUCCUGAGCCUGGCCUUCCCUUCCCAGCUCCCGAAGCAUCAUGCCCUGCAGAGCAGAAUCUGCGGGGAAUGUUGUCUCUCUUUGGCGUUUGUGUUCUGUCCUCCAUGCCCACCCUCUUCUACCUCCAGCACUCAGAUGAGCUCCCAGCCCCCACCACACCCCAGCUCAGUACUUCACGUGUGUGUCCCAAGGCCCUGGCCAAGGUGCAGGGAGUGGAAACUACGUGAUGAAGAGCAGACGCUGAAGCGAUGGGGCCCUGCCUGCCCACCAGCUCUUUUCUAGCCAUUGCCCCUGCCCAGGCUCACGUGCCCCUCUGAGAUGUGGCUAGCACAAGGUGUAUAUAAGUUUUGUACCUCUGCUGAAGACUGUACAUAGUGUAUGAAAGUUAUUUAAGCCUCUUGCUGUACAUUUCUGUUCCUAGAUUGAAUGUGUGUGCUCUAAGAAAUCGUCAGAAAUAAAUCCUGAAUGACUGUUCUCUGUGGAGGGACAGCCCCGUAAGGCUGCUAUACCAUGGCUUGGUGGCCCUCCUUCAGGGUGGGAAAUUGGCAGUGGUGGCGGUGGGUGGGUCCAGCCUAAUGUGAACUCCCUGGGCUGUGAGUCUGGGGCUUCACAGUUGGGAAGCAGAGCUUUUGAGUGUCCAUUUCCCCUCCAGACUCUGCAUGUGGCCUCCUGGGGCCAGAGUAAGCGUGGGCGCAGAGGGUAGGCACAGGCGUUGACUAAGCACCUGUCUAUCCCAGGCACUGUUCGGGGCAGAUGACAUCUUCGUCUUAGGAAAUGAGAAACGUCUUAGAACGGGAGUGAAUUAAUUCUCCAGGUUCACAGCUAGAAGGGACAGAGGCCAGAUUUGAACCCACCCUGCCCAGCCGCAGCCUCGUUUUCUUCCACUAAUCUAUGGUGUCUUCUCUACAGCUGGGAAUUAAAUGUGUGCAGUGCGUGCCACACGUUUAGUUCCCUUACCACUUACAGAGCGAAAACAAAUAUAAAAAGCUCCUAUCAGAAAGUAUCUCGGUAAUGGUCGUGAUUUUCAUUUAGUCUUUCAAAAGCUAUAUCCCUCCCUCCACCACACACACACACACACACACACACACACACACACUCUCUCU
This is a messenger RNA of Fukomys damarensis (Damara mole-rat), 9636 nucleotides long. RefSeq names its product kinesin family member 21B (gene Kif21b). Gene Ontology annotation, biological process: mitotic spindle organization; microtubule-based movement. The record is from RefSeq and is a predicted model, not a curated record. Gene Ontology annotation, molecular function: microtubule motor activity; ATP binding; microtubule binding. Lineage: Eukaryota; Metazoa; Chordata; Mammalia; Rodentia; Bathyergidae.